UGUACACGCUGAGUUCUGUUCGAGAAAUAGUUGCAAAUGAACUAACAUUGCAGGUAGGUGGCCUUUACACAGCUAUUCGAUCGACUACCCCAGCAUUGGCUAUGACAAGGUCCAUCGGUUGUUGAUCCCUACCGAUGACGAGGAUGCGAAGAGCAGUGCAACGUUUGAUGCAUCAACCCUGAGAUCUUUGAUCGAAAACCUGGGCUCUGAACAGGUCUUUUGCAACAUGUUCGAUGUGGGAUCACUUAGCCGUGCCAUCAUUUGCAAGGAGCCGGACGUUGUCUACGAGAUGGUGAAAUUGAACCCUGGCCUAGUUGACGACACGCCGCCUUUUGGCUUCCUGACUCAUCUUCAUCUGGCGCUCAGUGUAGGGAGUUUCCGAUGCUUCCGAGCUUUGAUAGCAGCUGUGAAACUGACAGACAACCUCGAAACUCGCUGUGCUAAUCAGCGCCUCCGAGGGCUUCUUGAGGCGACUGAUAAGAGCAGUGGGAUCGGGAUAGCGGAGACCGUUGUCCAAGUGUGUCAGAUGAGCCAGAAUUCUUUUGCGCGUGUGGCUGGGUGGUUUCAAGGACCGGUGAUGCACUCUUGCUGGUAUGCCGGCGCCCUGGCACUUCCGUUUGCUAACAACUGUGCUAUGCGCCCCCGGCACUUAUCCCUCGAAAACCAAGUCUGGGACUGCCGUCGCUGCCCUCUUGAUUACUUCAAGGAGCUCAGACGGCGGCGCCAAACGCUCGAGAAGCUUGCAUCAUACCAUUUUGGACUGAUCGAUUCCGCACGAUAUGGCUUGGAUCAAGGGCAGCUGCUUGAUCGACACUAUGCAUCCGUGAUUCGAAGGCUCCGUGAGCUGGGGGUUUCGAUUCCGAAUCACUUGGUUGAUGCCAACAGCGAUGAUCAGCUUCUCCCACUUUACCACGGAGUUCUCGACGACGCUAUCCGGCAAAAGUUGGCCAGCUCAGACCACGGCGUGGGUCCGCGCGCAGAGCUCUCAGCUCUCAAGGUCGAGAUUGCACAUCUUUUAUUCAAAGUAGGCUUUCUUGAUAUUAACGCGCCCUUUUCGGACGGAUUGACGCUGCUUGAGUAUCUGAUUCUUGGUCGCUCGCUUGCACAGCACAGACCUACCCGUGCUUGGGAGACAAUAACCUGGUUGGUCGAGCACGGUAGCGAUGUGAAGUGUCACCUCUCUAAUGCUUGGAAAUCUAAUCACCCACCACACUGCGCCGCAUCAAGGAGAUGCGUCGCAUGCCGACACCAACACACCAUCCCGCGUACCACGAUUGCGCACAUGCUCGCCGGGUUCAUUGGCUUCUCUAUAGGACAACAGGUAAACCGGUUUCCUGUGGAUUACUUUCCGUGGCACAACCUGCAACGGAUCGUCUUGCCACUCAAAAUCAAGGACGAGACUGCCUGUAUAUGCUCACCUGGAGGCCGCACACCUUUGACAUACUUCAUCCUCGACCUUUUCAGUGUGUGGCCACCUCAUGAAGAACCAGACACGCUUUCGACGGCGAUGUCGGAGCUCAUCAGAUACUGGGGAUGCACAUGGAGCGUCCAAACCUACCAGCAGGCUUUCCGUCUACUCACUUUUGAGGCAUUCUGGCUCGAACACACUUGCGAUAAACCGUGGGACGAUGGUCAUCACUCUGCCACGGACUCGAGUCGAAAGCGCGAUCUGGACGCCCACGCCCGAUUCGAAGAAUUUGCCGCGGACUUUCAUGCUUUCGUUGCACACAGCUUCAACCACUCCAAAACACACCACAGUGUGCGAAGUUAUGACGAAGCUGAGGCCUCAGACGUCGAUUAUAAGUCGGAAAAAAAUGAGGCUCCAAGUGAUGAUGGUACGUCCGGCAAGAAUGAGGAGCCGAAAGGGAAGGGCAAGUCAAAACCGGAUUUUGGAGACCCUGCCUUGGAUGAGGACGAUUCUUCAAUCAAUGCACGAGAAUCGCUUCCGUGCCUAGAUUGUGCGUACUGGAGGGCGAUGGCCAUGAAACUUCCCAUGAGGGAGUGGUUAGUGACAGAAUGGGCACGCCGCAUCAAAGAAGCUCUUGCUGAGCUUAACGGCAGCGUACUGGUAGAUCAGUACAGGAAGGAACUAGCUGCUAUGGGUGUCAGGUUGUGUGAGCGGCCAGGUAACCUCGUCGAGAAUGAGGAAGACGAAGAGGGGCUUGACAAGGAUUCGUGGGAGUAUUGGGCUCAGAGAUUUGACGAAAUCUGAUAUUCGGAGGCGUUUCUUUUCCUGCGCCUCUAGCCAGCUCGUGUGAGUCUGUUGUUGUAUGCGUGACGGGCCAGGAAAGCAGUCAAAC
Microdochium trichocladiopsis is the source of this 2300-nucleotide messenger RNA. RefSeq lists its product as uncharacterized. The record is from RefSeq and is a predicted model, not a curated record. NCBI's taxonomy places the organism in Eukaryota, Fungi, Ascomycota, Sordariomycetes, Xylariales, Microdochiaceae. Bases 227 to 2212 code for a protein of 661 amino acids. The transcript is spliced from 2 exons.